UUAGCCGAACCAGUUGGCGGAAGCAUAUGCAUAAAGGUUACUAGGUUACAAUUUUCAACGACAACUGUUUAUUUAUUAUACUGCUUCAAAUACCUUCGACGAAAUCAAAUGUAACCAUAUCAACGUAAGUAAUAACAUAAACAAAUCCAAACUUUUCGUCUUGCCAUUCCUCAUACGUCUUUUCUAAAUAGUGUAAAUUACGAGCCACCUGUUAACUCCACCAUCUUGCGUACAGCAGAAGAAAAGAUGAGACAUACACAAACACAGCCCGUUUGUUUACCAGCUCUCGCGUAGUAUUUUUCCCAUUUCGCUUCGCAUUGCGUUCUGUUUUGGAUGGGGUGAGUAGAAACGUCAAAACAUAGAACGUCCACCUGGCCGCAAUUCAGUGCUGUCGUUGGAUUUCGGCAUUCUACGCGUAUUAAGAGAGGACAUUUUCUAUCCUUAAUUGCACUACGAACCAGAUGGAUUUUUCGAAAAAGUUAACUACUACACCGCAGUGAUUCGGUGCUCAUCUUUGUCUGCUUAAGUCCGUUAACAUAAGAGUUCUCGUCCCUUCCGGCUCUGCUCAGCACAGAAACAGAAAAUUUGUGUCGGAUAUGUCGGAUCACGGUUGUGUUCAUUUCUCUGCUUUCGUGAAGGAGUUUGGCCUGGAAUCGUUCACGGUGGUGCACGCAUAUUUUAGCGUUUGUAUCAACAAGGAAUCCAGGCGGCGAAAGGCUUUAUCCUGUCUGUGUUAUAAGUGUGGCAGUUCCGGUCCCCAGUUAUAUUCCUGCCUCCAUUGUAUCUACUUCGGCUGCAAAGGAGCCCACAUCAGUGACCAUUGUAAGCAAACCAAGCAUUACAUCGUCCUGGAGCUGUGUUAUGGAAUGAUAUACUGCUAUCAGUGCAGGGAUUUCAUUUACGAUAGCGAAUGUCAAGUGGUUGCUGAGAAGCAUAUCAAGAAGGAAGCGAAAAACUUGAAUAAGAGUUUGUCGUGGAGGCCGUGGUCACCCUCGAAGCUGGAGAUUGAUUUGUUGUUGAAAAACCCCAAACGCCGGCAUGUGACCGCCUUGACCAGUAUUGGUCUGAGAGGCUUGCUGAAUCUGGGUUCAACAUGCUUCAUGAACUGUAUCGUACAGGCAUUAAUCCACACGCCUCUGUUGAGAGAUUAUUUUCUCGCAGAAAGACACGAAUGUACCGCAAAAACCGCUGCCAAAUGCCUCGUUUGUGAAGUGUCACGUCUUUUCCAGGAGUUUUACUCGGGAGCUCGAGGGCCCCUCUCGUUGCACAGAUUACUGCAUUUGAUCUGGAACCACGCUCGUCAUUUGGCAGGCUAUGAGCAGCAAGAUGCGCAUGAGUUCUUUAUUGCCACGUUGGAUGUCCUUCAUCGUCAUUGUAAAAUAUCGAUGAAUGAAAUAGCCGCCGCUGCGGCGGAGAAAUCGAAGCAUUCUCAGCAGCAGCAGCAACAGCAACAGGACAAUAAUCCAACUCAAUGUAACUGUAUUAUUGAUCAAAUUUUCACCGGAGGCCUCCAAAGUGACGUUGUAUGUCAAUCGUGUAACGGUGUUUCUACGACAAUCGAUCCAUUCUGGGAUAUCUCCCUGGAUUUGGGCGAGGCCCAAAAUCAGGGCUAUGGGGGCCCUCCAAAAUCACUGAUUGAUUGCUUGGAACGCUUUACCCGGGCCGAGCAUCUGGGGUCAAGCGCUAAAAUCAAAUGCUCCAGUUGCAAGACUUACCAGGAAUCCACUAAACAGCUGUCCAUGCGUACACUGCCAAUAGUCGCCAGCUUCCACCUGAAGCGUUUCGAACAUUCUAGUCUGAUUGACAAAAAGAUCUCAACCUUCAUCUCAUUCCCUGCGGAGCUUGACAUGACCCCGUUCAUGUCGAAAAAGAAGUCUGAUCAGCCGAACCCAUCAUCUACCUCGUCCCCUUCGAAGUCUUCCAAGUCUUCGGAUCGCAAACACAGUGGCAGCAGCAGUCAGAGCAACGAAGGGGAACCUAGCGUUCGGCAGCCGCACGAUACGGGCGAUUUCCGAUACUCAUUGUAUGCUGUUAUCAACCACGUGGGGACGCUGGACGCGGGGCACUACACGGCCUACGUCCGACAUCAGAAGGACAUUUGGGUCAAAUGCGAUGACCACAUAAUCACCACUGCCACCCUGAAGCAGGUGCUGGAUAGUGAAGGCUAUCUUCUUUUUUAUCACAAAAAGAUACUGGAGUAUGAAUGAAUAAGGAUAGGAUGAAUGCAUGUACCUAGACUUUGCAUCGAGAAGAUGAAUAUAAAAUGUAUGAUUCGUACGUUUAAGCUCGGAACCCACUUGUGUUUGAAUAGAAGAGUCCCGCUCAAUGUGCCAGAAGCUGGAAUUCAGAGAACAUAUUCGAUAGCCUUUUGUGGGGUAAUUCUAUGACCUUUUCGUUGAAGAUCACUCAUCCAUUGUGCGGUCUAUUGGUCCACCAUGGACGGAGGAAGGACAGAUAUUUUUUUAAACGCCGUCUAGGGCAGCGGUCCUCAACCUUUUUUUCAUAGGGGCCACAAACACAUGUUAGUCAUGGUGUCGCGGGCCGCAAAAAAAUAAAUCAAGAAGGGUGAUGUCCAAGUGUCCAAGAUACGAC
Toxorhynchites rutilus septentrionalis is the source of this 2592-nucleotide messenger RNA. It is a transcript of the gene not, whose product is annotated as ubiquitin carboxyl-terminal hydrolase nonstop. The transcript is spliced from 3 exons. Gene Ontology annotation, biological process: protein deubiquitination. Gene Ontology annotation, molecular function: zinc ion binding; cysteine-type deubiquitinase activity. The coding region runs from base 597 to 2207 and encodes 536 amino acids. NCBI's taxonomy places the organism in Eukaryota, Metazoa, Arthropoda, Insecta, Diptera, Culicidae. The record is from RefSeq and is a predicted model, not a curated record.